AGAGGAGGAGGAAGAGGAGGCAACAGCAGCGGUAGUGGUGGAUGGAGAGGAGGAGGAAGCGGAAGCAGCAGUGGCGGUAGUGGUGGAUGGAGAGGAGGUGGAGGAUGGAGGAGUAGACCAUGGAGAGGAGGAUCUGCAGGGGGAGGAGGAAGGGGUGGAGGAGGGUGGAGAGGUGGAGGUGGAGGUGGUGUUGGCGGAGGAGGAUCAGGAAACCAUACUCUCAGCAGCCAGAGAGUCCUUUGUCAGUCUACUCUAGACGUAUUGUGUCCGUACAAAGGAUGGGCACUCUACUUCACAGAAGGCUUCAUAGAGAGUUCCCCUAGUGUGGAGAAGAUCAAAGUGUUUGAAAAAUAUUUCACUUCCAAGAUUCAACUGUAUGACAAGGAUGAGAUUGAGCGUCAGGGCAGUGUUCUGGUGGAUUAUGCAGACUUGACUGGAGACAAAACCGUGCGUGAAGCACUUCCUGAUCUGACCACAGAGCUGAAGGAACAGCCAGAGGUGAUGCUCAACUGUUUGGGAGUGGCCAUUCACCAGGUGUUAACUGUAGAUUUGGAGAAACAGGUUGCUGAACUGCAAGAGGAAGAGCUUCCUGUCGAUACACCAAUCAUCAACAUCCCUCACAUCAGCGCGAGGCUGUAUAACUACGAGCCGCUGACUGCGUUGCGGACGUUGCGUGCCAGUGUGUUUGGACGGCUGGUGUGUGUGAGGGGAACAGUGGUCAGAGUGAGCAACAUCAGACCUCUGUGUACCAGGAUGGCCUUCAGGUGUCUAGGCUGCUCACACACACAGUCUCUGCCACUACAGUACGGGAAAUACGCUACACCUACCAAGUGUAGCAAGCCUGACUGCCGCAGUCGUUCCUUCGCCCCCAGCCGCAGUUCCCCUCUUACUCACACUGUAGACUGGCAGAUCAUCAAGGUGCAGGAGUUGAUGGGCGGAGAGCAGAGGGAGACUGGCCGAAUCCCGCGCAGCGUCGAGUGUCACCUGACCGCCGACCUCUGUGACAGCAGCGUCCCUGGAGACGCAGUCACUGUGACGGGGAUAGUUAGAGUUACCAACGAUGGUACAAAAAGUACUAGUUCCCGGGGUAAUAAGGAUCAGUGUAUGUUCCUCCUCUACCUUGAAGCCACUUCAGUCAGCAACAGUAAAGGUCAGCGGUCCAAGUCAGGUCAGGGGUCAAGAGGGUCACUUGAAGAUCGUUCUGGAGGGGAGGAGUUCAGUCUGAAGGAGCUGUAUGCCAUCCAGGAGAUCCAGUCACAACCUGACCUGCUGAGGCUUAUAGUACAGUCUUUGUGUCCUGUCAUCUACGGCCACCUGCUGGUGAAAGCUGCUCUAUCCUUGGUGUUGUUUGGUGGCAGACAGAAACACACGGACAAGAACAGCGUCCCAGUCAGAGGAGACCCACACCUCCUGAUGGUGGGAGACCCUGGACUGGGAAAGAGUCAGAUGUUGCAGGCGGUGUGUAAUGUGGCUCCCAGAGGAAUCUAUGUAUGUGGCAACAGCACAAGCACCACAGGACUAACAGUGAGUUUAUCCCGAGAGGCAGGAACAGGGGAUUUUGCUCUAGAGGCCGGAGCCUUGGUGCUGGCUGACCAAGGUCUGUGCUGCAUUGAUGAGUUUGAUAAGUUGGGCCACCAGCAGCAGGCUCUGCUAGAAGCCAUGGAGCAGCAGUCUGUCAGUCUGGCGAAGGCUGGAAUAGUUUCAUCUCUGCCUGCCAGGACAUCAGUCGUGGCUGCUGCGAACCCCAUCGGAGGACAUUACAACAGAGGCAAGACUGUCUCUGAAAAUCUGAAAAUGGGCUCAGCGCUCCUCUCUCGAUUCGAUGUCGUCUUCCUGCUCCUGGACAUCCCAGACGAGUCACAUGAUCGCCACCUGUCAGAAUACGUCAUGGCAAACAGGGCAGGAAAAGGCAGAACCAGCAGUGCUGUAGUUACCAGGGCUAACAGUGAAUUAGAGACCUCCAUCCUACUAGAACACGCAGACAUGCCGCUGUCUGAACGUUUGCAGGUCCCUGCAGGUGAACCCAUAGACCCCAUCCCGGUAUCUUUGCUAAGGAAGUAUAUCAGCUACGCUCGUCAGUACGUCCAUCCCUCGCUCUCUCCUGAAGCAGCGAAGACACUUCAGGACUUCUACCUGAAGCUGCGAUCUCAGGCUCACUCUGCUGAUUCCACGCCCAUCACCACACGACAACUCGAGUCUUUAAUCAGACUAACUGAGGCAAGAGCCAGACUGGAGCUCAGAGAGACCGCUACCAACAGUGAUGCUGAAGAUGUGGUGGAGAUCAUGAAACACAGUCUGGCUGAUACAUAUUCAGAUGGUCUGGGCAAUCUGGACUUUGAGCGCUCUCAGCUUGGAGCAGGCAUGAGUCAGCGCGGCGCUGCAAAACGACUGGUCAACGCACUGCACAUGCACGCUCAGAAGACCAAUCAGACGCAGUUUGACCUGCAGAUGCUUCGAUCUGUGGCCAGCAGAGUGAACAUAAAGGUGAUGGAUUUUGAAGGUCUGGUGAGUUCCCUGAAUGAACAGGGUUUCCUGCUGAAGAAAGGAGCCAAGCUGUACCAGCUACAGACUGUCUGAUCACUUCAGACCUCACUACAAGGUCAGUGCUCAGGACAACUGAACAGGGUCUCUUUUUAUAGAAGAGGGGAAAAAACUUGAUGGGGGAACCCGUUAUCCAGACCACUUUCACCAAACCACCAACCAGCCAACGACUGUGUAACCUUCUGAAGAGACUGUAACAACCACAACAACUGACAGACGGGACAGAUCAACUACUGAAACCUCACAGAGGGCUUCUCUCUGCUGAACAUUACGGCAACCAGUUUCCCGAAUGAGCACAAACUUCCUUCUCUCACACAUCUCUGCUGCAUUUCUUUACACACAAAAAGCUUCCAACUAAACAUGGUAUUAUUUAUCCUACUUGUGAUUUGGCUGUACUUGCAUCAGUGAAGUGGGACUUAAAACAUUACUCAAUCUACUUCAACCAAAUAUAAUUUAGUACCACACCUCUUAAAUAUUGUAAUGUGCCAAAGAUCCCAUUAUCUAAGAUAUAAAAACUAUCUGGUUUUAGACUAGUUUACUCAGUCAGGUACGCUUUGCUUUCAAUGUACAUGUAUUUUUAGGGUACAUGAUGACUGUUUCAAACAACAAUUGUAGCUGAAUUUAGUUUUUCUAAUAUUUCAAAGUAAGGUUACAUUCGGUGUCUAAAACCUCCCUGUUGAGUUGUUUCAUACAUGUUGUUUAUCACACUAUUUGAAUACAGUUAAAAUGCACUAUAUUUUAGAAGUCACUGUUUAUUUUUAUGUACAUAAAAUGACCUGUAUAUAUUUAUGUAUAACUUCAUGGUGUUGUCUGAAUCAGAAGAUUAUUUAUUUUCAAAAUAAAAGCCUUGUUAACGAAA
Sebastes umbrosus (honeycomb rockfish) is the source of this 3400-nucleotide messenger RNA. It is a transcript of the gene mcm8, whose product is annotated as minichromosome maintenance 8 homologous recombination repair factor. Gene Ontology annotation, molecular function: single-stranded DNA binding; single-stranded DNA helicase activity; ATP hydrolysis activity. The record is from RefSeq and is a predicted model, not a curated record. Gene Ontology annotation, cellular component: nucleus; MCM complex. The transcript is spliced from 19 exons. Lineage: Eukaryota; Metazoa; Chordata; Actinopteri; Perciformes; Sebastidae. The annotation marks the transcript as partial. Gene Ontology annotation, biological process: double-strand break repair via homologous recombination.